AUAACUCCUCCCAUGGCGGCCAUCAUGCACGAUAAAACGACAAACGGAGUUACUCUUCCGUUGUACAACACUCCUUCAUUUGCAGGUCAAAGAAAAUUGUAUUACUUGUCACCGGAAGAAUUUCUGAUCCGAUAUGGCAAGUAAGAAACAAAGACAAGAAUUUCUCGUUCAAAAGACAGAUGAAGAAAAUAUGCGGCCAGUCAAACGCAUCGAACCUCGUUUUCAGGCUGAUUUGCCACAAUUCAUUGGGCCCGCUCGUUCAAAAGACGAUGAGGAGAGUAUCCGGUCAAGCAAACGCAUCGGACCUCGUUUUCAGGCUGAUUUGCCACUAUGCAUCGGGCCCGCUCGUUCGAAAGACGAUGAGGAGAAUAUCCCGUCAGUCAAACGCAUCCGACCUCGUUUUCAGGCUGAUUUGCCCCUAUGCAUCGGGCCCGCUCGUUCAAAAGACGAUGAGGAGGAUAUCCGGCCAGUCAAACGCAUCGGAUCUCGUUUUCAGGAUGAUCUGCCACGAUUCAUCGAUGAGGUGAAUAUCCGGUCAGUCAAACGCAUCGGACCUCGUUUUCAGGCUAAGUUGCCACAAUUCAUGGGACUCGCUCGUUACAAAUCAGACAAGAGUAACUUGAAGUGGCUAGGAACAAAAAUUUGGCCCGUCGAAAGCAAUCAGAAAAAUGACGAUUAUGCCCUUCGGACAACUAUGGAUCUGCUCUAUGAUUGUGCAUGCCAAGACCCGACAACAAAAAGCUCGUCGACGAGAAAAAGACAAAGAGACGAAGAAUGAACUCGAUCAGUUCUGUUGUUUUCAUGAUGGGAAGAAGUUCGAUGAAGUGGGAUAAGAAGCUUCUAGAGAGUUUGUGUUUUUCUUUUAUUUUUAUGUUUUCAAAUUCCUGAAAUAGUGUUUGUUAAUCGUAUGAGAAAGUUACGUACAUCUUUUUUUUUUUUUUUUAAUCUUAUUUAGUUCGAUG
Molecule: messenger RNA, 962 nt
Organism: Erythranthe guttata (spotted monkey flower)
Lineage: Eukaryota; Viridiplantae; Streptophyta; Magnoliopsida; Lamiales; Phrymaceae
Source: RefSeq, a predicted model, not a curated record